This is a messenger RNA of Cloeon dipterum, 1053 nucleotides long. RefSeq names its product vacuolar protein sorting 2 (gene Vps2). The transcript is spliced from 4 exons. Gene Ontology annotation, cellular component: multivesicular body; ESCRT III complex. Bases 179 to 847 code for a protein of 222 amino acids. The record is from RefSeq and is a predicted model, not a curated record. Gene Ontology annotation, biological process: late endosome to vacuole transport; protein transport; endosome transport via multivesicular body sorting pathway. Lineage: Eukaryota; Metazoa; Arthropoda; Insecta; Ephemeroptera; Baetidae.
CGCUUUAUUUACAAAAUCAGAUGACAGCAACUGCUUCGAUAACAAAGAAUGAUUCACAGCUAGAGUCAGAAUUUUAGUUGAUUGUACCUGAUCCCAUCAUUCCCUAAACGCCUCAACGCUUGAUUUGGAUUAAAAUUGAAUUUUCCUCAAAUUCGUUUGCGAAGUAGAGGAAUUCACCAUGGAGUGGUUGUUUGGGCGAAGAAUGACUCCUGAGGAGAUGCUGAGGAAAAAUCAGCGGGCCCUGAACAAGGCAAUGCGCGACCUGGACAGGGAAAAGGCACGAAUGGAGCAGCAGGAGAAGAAAAUCAUCAUGGACAUAAAGAAAAUGGCAAAGGAAGGACAAAUGGAAUCUGUGAAAAUCAUGGCCAAGGACCUGGUGCGGACGAGACGGUACGUCAAGAAGUUCAUGCUGAUGAAGGCAAACAUCCAGGCCGUGUCACUUAAAGUGCAGACCUUGCGGUCUCAGAACGCCAUGGCUGAGGCCAUGAAAGGCGUCACCAAAGCCAUGCAGAACAUGAACCGACAGCUGAACCUGCCGCAGAUCCAGAAAAUCCUGCAGGAGUUUGAAAAGCAGUCUGAAAUUAUGGACAUGAAGGAGGAAAUGAUGAAUGACGCCAUCGAUGACGCCAUGGAGGAUGAGGGAGACGAGGAGGAAAGCGACGCUGUGGUUUCACAAGUGCUGGAUGAGCUAGGCUUGCAGCUGACGGACCAACUUUCAGGGCUGCCUGAAGCAGGUGGCUCCCUUGUGGCGCCAAAGGGAAAAACAGCCGUCCCUGCGGCCGCCGGGCCUGUUUCUGACGCCGACGCAGAUUUGCAGGCAAGACUAGAUAAUCUGCGCCGAGAGUAACUGUCCACGGCCGCUUACUUAUUAUUAUGCUGAGAUUUUUGGCAAUCUUAGCUCUUCAUUUCUUCAUUCAAAAGAUCGCUUGUCAAAAAUACGAAAUGGUUCGACCAAAGACUAUUGAUUAUUCCGCUGCCAAUUUGUUGAACACUAAAUAUUAUUGUAAAUUAUGAGCUAACUAAUAUAUGUUAAUAAAUUUUAAUAAGAAAUCA